ACAGAAAGUUAGCACCGACUUACUAUUGUAGUACUAAAAAAUGAGACGAGGAAAUACGGGGGACCAAUAUACUCGUACGUUGUAAAAAGGGGGGAAGUGCGGAUUCUGGUAUUGUGUCCGAAGAGCCUGUGGUUUUAUAUAACCCGUGAUUCUUAGUCAAAACCUGUUAGUACUUCCCAGCUAGUAUAUAUACAUCAUCAAGCCACCUGUGUUUUUCAUCUCACAGUUUCUCAAGAAUUUUAUAUACAACACAAACAUACUAGAGUUCAAUCAUCUGUUUCACUUUACAACUUGUGAAUCAAUAGCAAGAAAGAUGGCAAGCACUGCUGGUCAAGUCAUUCGCUGCAAAGCUGCUGUAGCAUGGGAAGCAGGGAAACCACUUGUGAUCGAGGAGGUUGAGGUUGCCCCUCCUCAGAAACUCGAGGUUCGGAUCAAGAUCCUCUUCACUUCCCUCUGCCACACUGAUAUUUACUUCUGGGAAGCCAAGGGACAGAACCCUGUUUUCCCUCGAAUUUUUGGACAUGAAGCAGGGGGUAUUGUGGAGAGUGUCGGAGAGGGAGUAACGGAUUUGGCACCAGGUGAUCAUGUUCUCCCCGUCUUCACCGGAGAAUGCAAGGAAUGUGCACAUUGCAAAUCAGAAGAAAGCAAUAUGUGUGAUCUCCUUAGGAUCAACACCGACAGAGGUGUUAUGCUUAAUGAUGGAAAGUCGCGCUUUUCAAUCAAUGGCAAGCCCAUCCUACAUUUUGUAGGAACAUCCACCUUUAGCGAAUACACUGUCAUACAUGUUGGUUGUGUUGCAAAGAUAAACCCUCUUGCUCCUUUGGACAAAGUUUGUGUCCUUAGCUGUGGAAUUUCAACUGGAUUGGGUUCGACUCUAAAUGUUGCGAAACCUAAGAAGGGCUCAACAGUGGCUGUCUUUGGAUUGGGAGCUGUUGGCCUUGCUGCGGCGGAAGGAGCUAGAAUUGCUGGGGCUUCUAGAAUUAUUGGUAUUGAUCUGAAUCCAAACAGAUUUGAAUCUGCAAAGAAGUUUGGUGUGACAGAGUUUGUGAAUCCAAAAGACCACCAAAAACCAGUUCAAGAGGUGAUUGCUGAAAUGACUAAUGGAGGAGUGGACAGAAGUAUCGAGUGUACCGGACAUGUUGAUGCCAUGAUUUCAGCCUUUGAAUGUGUACAUGAUGGUUGGGGUGUCGCUGUGCUUGUUGGAGUUCCACAUAAAGAUGCUGUCUUUAAGACUCACCCCAUGAAUUUGUUGAAUGAAAGGACCCUCAAGGGUAGUUUCUUUGGAAACUACAAACCUCGUACUGACCUUCCAUCCGUGGUCGAAAAAUACAUGAACAAGGAACUCGAACUGGAGAAGUUUAUUACUCAUGAAGUCCCAUUUGCUGAAAUCAACAAGGCCUUUGAUCUGAUGCUGAAAGGGGAAGGCCUCCGCUGCAUUAUCCGAAUGUAAACAAAUAAUGGCCUGGGAUUCAGAAAUGACGCCACAUUAAGAAGCAUCUGAGUACUUAUGUCCUUUAGAACAUAAAUAAAACGCUGGAAUGCUGUUUAGUACAAGCUUUGUGGAUCAUCAAAUUUUCUCUAGCUUGUGUACCGCUGAGUCUAUGUACUGUGAAGACAAUUCUCCCUUUGUGUUAUAAGAGUUUUUCUUGGUAAAAAUUAAAAUUUCAUUGCAUUGUA
Daucus carota subsp. sativus is the source of this 1677-nucleotide messenger RNA. RefSeq names its product alcohol dehydrogenase 1. NCBI's taxonomy places the organism in Eukaryota, Viridiplantae, Streptophyta, Magnoliopsida, Apiales, Apiaceae. Bases 314 to 1450 code for a protein of 378 amino acids. Gene Ontology annotation, cellular component: cytosol. Gene Ontology annotation, biological process: formaldehyde catabolic process. The transcript has 9 exons. Gene Ontology annotation, molecular function: S-(hydroxymethyl)glutathione dehydrogenase [NAD(P)+] activity; zinc ion binding. The record is from RefSeq and is a predicted model, not a curated record.